This is a messenger RNA of Lolium rigidum, 6065 nucleotides long. RefSeq names its product rRNA biogenesis protein RRP5. Gene Ontology annotation, biological process: rRNA processing. The transcript is spliced from 40 exons. NCBI's taxonomy places the organism in Eukaryota, Viridiplantae, Streptophyta, Magnoliopsida, Poales, Poaceae. Gene Ontology annotation, molecular function: protein binding; RNA binding. The record is from RefSeq and is a predicted model, not a curated record. Gene Ontology annotation, cellular component: small-subunit processome; nucleolus; nucleus. Bases 80 to 5743 code for a protein of 1887 amino acids.
GCUGCCCCAGACCCGUCGCCUCUGGAACUCUUGGUCCAACCCUCAUCCCGUCAACUCCGGGCGCUCGCCUCGCCUCGCCAUGGCGCCGCACGGAGAUAGGAAGAAGGGGAAGAAGGGACCGGACCGCCCGGGCAAGCCGGAACUGCGUGCUAAUCGCAAGGAAUUCAAAAACCACCAUAAGGAGGAUGCCAUAGAGGAGCAGCAGCAGCAGCCUGCAGCUCUCUUCAACGCUGCCGACGACGGCGAUUUCCCCAGAGGAGGACGCAGCCUCCUCAGCAGGGAUGAGAUGGCCGAGGCGCGUACAGAGGCCGAGGCAGAGUUCCACAAGGAGGAGAGGACGGGAAACAAGAAGAAGAAGAGGAACGCCAACGUCUCGUUAGGAAUGGACACCGGUGACGACGAGUUGGGCACCCUGUUCGGUAGUGCUACCACUGGGAAGCUCCCACGAUUUGCGAAUCGCAUAACCCUCAAGAAUAUUUCACCCAAUAUGAAGCUUUGGGGUGUCGUAAUCGAAGUCAACCAAAAGGACAUUAUAGUAAGUCUACCUGGUGGAAUGAGAGGCUUUGUUCGCACAGAGGAAGUUUCGGAUAUAGCUCUGCAUGGAAAUACCAAGGAUAAUGAUGGCACUUUAUGUGCUGAAGUUGUCCAUGUUGGUCAGCUUGUACCUUGCAUGGUUCUGCGAGUGGACGAUGACAAGAAAGAAGGAAAAGUUAACAAACGGGUUUGGUUAUCGUUGCGGUUGAGCCGGAUGUACAAGGGUCUUUCUCUCGAUGCUAUCCAGGACGGAAUGGUACUCACUGCCCAAGUGAAAAGCGUUGAGGACCAUGGUUACAUUCUUUAUUUUGGAGUAUCCACCUUCAGUGGAUUCAUGCCAAAAGCUGACAAAGAAACUGUGAAGACUGAAUCCGGAAAACUCAUACAAUGUGUUGUCAAGGCGAUUGAUAAACCUCGGUCUAUUAUUCACUUGAGUUCCGAUGAAGACUUGAUCUCUAAAUCUAUUAUUAAAGAUCUGAAAGGCCUUUCUAUUGAUCAUUUAAUUCCUGGCAUGAUGAUGAGUGCACGUGUCCAUUCAGUCCUUGAAAAUGGGAUCAUGCUAUCAUUUCUUACUUAUUUCACUGGAACAGCUGAUAUUUUUAAUUUGUCAAACUCCUUUCCCUCUGGUAAUUGGAAAGAUGAUUACAGUAAGAAUAAGAAGGUAAACGCCCGGAUCUUAUUUGUUGAUCCAUCGACAAGAGCGGUUGGGCUUACAUUGAACCAACAUUUACUUCGUCUUAAUGUACCCCCUAUUAAUGUUAAAGUUGGAGAAAUUUAUGAUAAAUCAAGGGUGCUGAGGAUGGAUAAAAGGGCUGGUCUUUUUCUCGAAAUACCCUCUCCAACUCCAUCACCUGGAUUUGUUAGCAUACAUGAUGUAUCAGACAAGGAUGUGAAGAAUGUGGAGAAGAAAUUUAGGGAAGGCAGCUUGACACGUGUCCGUGUACUCGGAGUGCGACAUCUUGAGGGAGUUGCAUUAGGCACCCUAAAAGACAGCGCUUUUGAAGGUUCUGUUUUCACCCAUGCUGAUGUCAAACCAGGAAUGGUAGUUAGAGCUAAGAUUGUUACAGUUGAGCCUUUCGGCGCAAUUGUGCAGUUUUCCAGUGGUGUGAAAGCACUUUGUCCGCUUCCUCACAUGUCUGAGUUAGACAAUGUUGUAAAGCCACCGAAGAAAUUUAAGGUUGGAGCUGAACUACUUUUUCGUGUAUUGGGUUGCAAAUCCAAGAGAAUAACAGUGACAUACAAGAAGUCUCUGGUCAAGUCAAAACUUGAAGUGUUGGCCUCAUAUGCUGAUGCAAAGAUCGGUUUAGUGACUCAUGGAUGGAUUACUAAAAUAGAAAAGCAUGGAUGCUUUGUGAGAUUUUACAACGGAGUUCAGGGUUUUGUUAGCAGAUCUGAGAUUGGACUAGAGCCAGGCACUGAAGCUGAAAGUGUUUAUCAUGUCGGACAAGUUGUCAAAUGUAGAAUUGUCAGUGUGAUCCCUACUUCAAGGAAACUAAAUGUUAGUUUUGCAACAUCUUCUAAUAGGGCCAUUCAAGCUGAUACUGCAAAGGUGGGUACUAUUGUCUCUGGUGUUGUGGAGCGACUUACUCCUGGAGCUGUUGUCGUCAGUGUCAAUGGCUUCUCCAAGGGAUCUAUACUCAAUGAACAGUUGGCAGAUUAUCAUGGUCAAGUUGCUCAGUUGAAGAAUUUGUUGAAGCCUGGCCACGAGUUCAGCCAGCUUUUGGUUCUUGAUGCCGAAGGCCAAAAUUUAAUUCUUUCCGCUAAGCCCUCACUUAUCCACACUGCUAAUGAAAUUCCAUCAGAGAUAUCACAGAUGCAAGCGGGAGCUGUAGUUCAUGGCUAUAUUUGCAACAUUAUAGAGGCUGGUUGUUUUGUUCGCUUUCUUGGACCCCUAACUGGUUUCUCUCCCAAGGAUAAAGCAGUUGAUAGGCCGAUUGAAAAGCUCUCCGAUGCAUUCUGUGUUGGCCAAUCAGUUCGGAGUCAUGUCCUCAAUGUAAAUGCUGAUUCUGCUCGGGUGAAGCUUUCACUCCAACAGUCCAUGUGCUCUUCACCUGAUUGUUCCUUUAUUCAAGGAUAUUUUCUUCUGGACAAAAAGAUUGCGGCAUUGAAGUAUUCAGGUCCUAGUACUUCUCAUGAUUGGAUGAAAUCUUUUGGCAUUGGUAGCUUGGUUAAGGGGGAGGUGGGAGCAGUAGAAGAAUAUGGUGUUAUCCUUAACUUCAAAGAUCAUCCAGAUGUUGUUGGUCUAAUUGAACAUCAUCAACUUGGUGGCAAUACUGUAAAAGUGGGGUCUUCUGUGAUAGGUCUGGUUGUUGAUUUUUCUGAUGGAGUUGUAAAUGUAUCCCUUAAACCUGAACUAGUUGACAGUGUCAGCAAGGAUGGAAAAAAGAAGAAACGUCACAGAGCUGCGGUUUUGGACUUGGAACUUAACGAAGAAGUGAAUGCAGUUGUAGAGAUAGUCAAAGACAGCUAUGUGGUUCUUUCUGUCCCCGAGUAUAAUUAUGCAAUAGGCUUUGCUCCAUUGAUGGAUUACAACUCACAACUGCUUCCUCAUCACAACUAUGAUUAUGGACAGCGCAUUACUGUUGUUGUUGGAAGUAUCCCAAAUUCUGACCCUUCUGGAAGACUUAUCCUACUCCCGAAAGCAUCAGCUCAGGAUUCGGGUCUCUCUAGUUCUAAAAGAGCUAAGAAGAAAUCAGACCACAAAGUUGGGUCACUUGUUGAAGCAGAGAUUAUUGAUAUCAAGCCACUUGAGCUUACUUUAAAAUUUGGUGCCAAUCUUCAUGGAAGAGUUCAUAUUACUGAGGUCCUUGAAGAACAUUGCUGUGAGAAUCCUUUUAGCAAUCUCAGAAUCGGGCAAAAGAUCCAAGCAAGAAUUGUUGCAGAACAUUCAGGAAAAAGUGGAAGGAAUUUGAAAUGGGAACUAUCUGUUAAACCAUCUGUGCUUAAAGGGUCGGAAGAGUUAAGUCUCCUUCAUGCUGAACUCGAUCAUUAUGUUAAUGGCAUUGUGCGUGCUUAUGUUGUCAAGGUGGAUAAAGAGUGGGUCUGGUUAACUUUAUCAAGAGAUGUUAUGGCUCAUUUGUUUAUUCUUGAUAGUUCAGUUGAGCCCAGUGAAUUAAAAGAGUUCCAACAGCGUUAUAGUGUCGGCCAAGCAGUUAAAGGACGUGUUAUUGGUGUGAACAGAGAGAAAAAAUUAUUGAGGCUGAAAGCGCUUGAUAACCAAUGCAUGCUUGAGAAUGUCAAAGAACAAUCAGUCUCUUCUAUUGCUGAACACACGAGGGAAGGAGAUAUCAUUGGUGGAUGCAUUCAGAGGAUUCUACCUGGUGUUGGUGGGCUUGUCAUCAAGAUCGGACCUCAUCUACAUGGAAGGGUCCAUUAUACUGAAAUUGUUGAUUCAUGGGUUCCUGAACCCCUGUCUGAAUUCCACGAAGGUCAGUUUGUGAAAUGCAAGGUCCUGGCUGUAAGCCGCCAGUCUGAAGGUUCUGUCCGAGUUGACCUAUCACUUCGCUCAUCAAUUAUCUGCGCAAAUAGUGAUCACUCAAGAUUAGUUGAUGAUUCGGCAACUUGCACUCCCCGGUUUGAGAAGAUAGAUGAUCUGUGCCCCGGUACAGAGGUUAAGGGUUAUGUGAAGAAUGUGAAUGCCAAAGGAUGUUUCGUCAUGCUUUCUCGAAUGGUUGAGGCUAGGAUUAUUUUGUCAAAUUUGUCAGAUGAGUAUGUUGAAAAUCCUCAGAAGGAUUUUUCAGUUGGAAUGCUUGUACAGGGAAGGGUCUUGUCUGCAGAACCAAUAUCAGGGAAAGUUGAGGUAUCACUUAGGAAGAGCACUGGUAGCAAAUCGCAGAAGUCGUGUGACAUUAGCUACAGUGAUCUGCAUGUUGGGGGCAUCAUUGAUGGUCAAGUUAAACGGGUUGAAUCCUAUGGAUUAUUUGUGACAAUCCAGAGCAGCGAACUGGUGGGCUUGUGUCAUAUAUCAGAACUUUCUGAUGAACCAGUUCUUGAUAUUAACUCUUGCUUCAAAGCUGGUGAUAUGGUUAAAGCCAAAAUUUUGAAGAUUGAUGUGGAACGGCAUCGAGUGUCCCUUGGCCUGAAGAAAUCUUACUUCGACUCUGAUGAUGAAAGGGUUCCUACAGACAUCAGCCAUUGCCCUGAGAUGUCUGGAGAUUUGAACAUGAGCUUUGUUCUUCCGGGACCAGAGCCCAGGGCUUCUGUUCCACCACUUCAGGUCUCCUUGGAUGAAAAUGAAGGUUCUGACCAAGAGAGUGGUCAGAAAGGUCAUGUAACUGCUAAUGGAACUGAAUCAAAUGUGAAAAAGAGCGAUAAACGGUUAAAGGAGAAGACAAGAAAAAGAAAGCAAAGGGAAAUCGAAAUCAGUGCCUUGGAGGACAGGGCUUUACAGAAAGAUAAACCGCAGACUCCGGAUGAAUUUGAGAAGUUGGUUAGGAGCUCUCCAAAUAGUAGCUUCGUCUGGAUAAACUAUAUGGCAUUUUUGUUAGACCUUGCGGAUGUUGAGAAAGCACGCUCAGUAGCUGAAAGGGCCUUGAGAACAAUAAACAUUAGAGAGGAGGAGGAGAAACUAAAUGUAUGGGUAGCAUACUUUAACCUUGAAAAUGAAUACGGGAGUCCACGGGAGGAUGCUGUCAAGAAGAUAUUCCAAAGAGCAUUGCAGUACUGUGAUCCCAAGAAGGUGCACUUGGCUCUUCUUGGAAUGUAUGAGAGGACUAAACAGCACGAACUGGCAGAUGAACUUUUUGAUAGAAUGACCAAAAGAUUCAAAACUUCAUGCAAGAUCUGGUUACGCCGCAUUCAUUUUUCUCUCAGUCAACAGAAGGAUGUUGAAUACAUCAAAUCCGUUGUAAACCGUGCGCUUCUAAGCCUGCCACAGAGCAAGCGCAUAAAGUUUCUUUCGCAGACUGCUAUCCUGGAGUUCAAGUGCGGUGUGCCUGAGGAAGGGAGAUCCAGAUUUGAGCUGAUCCUACGGGAGUAUCCAAAAAGAACAGAUCUUUGGAGUGUUUACCUAGACCAAGAGAUUCGAGUUGGUGACACAGAGAUUAUACGGGCGUUGUUUGAUAGGGUAACAUGCCUUAGUCUUCCUCCAAAAAAGAUGAAGUUCUUGUUCAAGAAGUACCUGAGAUAUGAGAAGUCUCAGGGCGAUGAAGAAAGAAUCGAGCAUGUGAAGCAGAAGGCAUUGGAGUAUGUUGAGAUUUUGAAAGCCUGAUGUGCGAAACCGCACCUUGCAGGUGCUGCUUCCCUCCUGGAAGCAUGACAGCGGAGACCAGCAGACGGAAUUCAUUGAUCUCUCUUGUAACGCUGCUGUUGUUGAAAGGUCUGCAAUUUUGUUCGUGGCGUGAUUGUGGUAGAGAAUACAGUCACGCCUACAGCUUGUACGAGUCCCCAUGCCCGCACCAAUUUCUUUUUGCGUUGGCACACUUGUAUUUGUAUUUUGACGGCAAUAACGAUAAUUAUUAAUAUUCUUGUAGGAAGCAAAAUAUGACAUUGUUAUUUUGUGUGUGAUGUAACAAGUAUAUUGGCUUCAAACA